This is a messenger RNA of Hyla sarda, 880 nucleotides long. RefSeq names its product TINCR ubiquitin domain containing (gene TINCR). The transcript is spliced from 4 exons. Gene Ontology annotation, molecular function: protein binding. NCBI's taxonomy places the organism in Eukaryota, Metazoa, Chordata, Amphibia, Anura, Hylidae. The record is from RefSeq and is a predicted model, not a curated record. The coding region runs from base 138 to 413 and encodes 91 amino acids.
GUUUUUGAUUGCCCUACUUGCAACCCGGUGGAAUAUUGAUACGCUAACCUGGAGGGGGGUAUGUGAUAUUUCUACUACAUCCCCCCAUUGUGGAGCUAGGCCUCUUUUGUGCUUCAAAAUGUCUACGGCAUAUUGAUAUGGAAAAGCUGAGAAGAUUAAGUUUACAUUGGGUCAAGUUUGAGAUCUUAGUCCAUGUACCUGAAGAUUGUCAAAUGUUUCCAGUGACUGUCAGGCCAGUGGACACUAUAAAGGACCUUAGAGUCAAUCUUGUAAAACAAGGAAUCACCUCGUGGAAGAAGUAUUUUUCCUACAAUGGAAGAGAAUUAGGAGAGUAUGAAACUAUUAGAGACCUCAACAUCAAAAGUGGAGCUGUUAUAUUACUUGUUAAUAAAAACGCAAGACAUAGUAUUUAACGACGCAGGGGACGCACACCUGAGGCCUGAAGCAGCGCGGACCCGACCCCGGCAACAGGUAAAUAUUGCUGAACAUGCUGUUUAUUCUAUGGGAUUAUGCAUUAUCACCUACAAAAGAAUUUUGUACACCUGGAUAUAGAAGACAAACUAUGGUCUGAGGACAUUAUCAAAAGUAAAACACUUCACCGGAUUUUGCUGCUGAAGGUUGGAGAAGUUCAGAAAUAUUCGAACUAGAUCAGCAACAUUCAUAAAGUCAAAUCAGCAAGGAAAGAAACAUACCAUGCAUGCUAACAUUUUUAUAAACUAGAUUGACAUAUGUUAUCUUAUAUGCCUGUAUACUUUGUUGUAGCAGACAUUGCAUGUGCCACAGAAUACAACUCCCCCCCCACCUUCAAGUUCUUUCAAGUUGAACCCUUGCUAGCAACUACAAUAUAACAUUGUAACUUAUCAGUAGAAAUUCCAGUUAU